AGAAAAAUAGGCGGCAUGUAAGUGGCGGUUUGAAGAUUUGCACCGCUCAUAGAUCAGAGUCGGCUUUCAGCAUCUGCAGCAAAAAAAGAUGCCUUCAAGACUGCCCGGGCCUGGGCCCAGGCGUGCCGUUUUCAUCCUUUCGGCACGGCCAAGAGGCGUCUGCUUUUCCACACAAUCCACGACAGCAUACCCGGCCUCACGAGAACAGAUUAUAAACUCAAUACAAAAACCACCAGUGCCAUCGACGUCCAACCAAAACGUACCAAUCACCUACGUCUCGUUCCUCCCGGGCCCCUCCAACAUCCCCGACGCGCCGCUGGCCAUCCCGUCCAAAUGUCUCGCGUCGCAGAUCCGCGCCGCCGACAGGAUGGUGCUGACGAGCGGCCUGCCAAAGUUCCUCUACUCGGCGCGGCGGUUCCAGGAAAUCCCCCGCAACACGCUCGUGCCCGAGAUCUGCCUACUCGGCCGCUCCAACGUCGGCAAGUCGACCAUGAUCAACGGUAUCGCCGGCAUGCACCCGAGCAAGACGGGCAACGUGGACAAGACCCUGGCCAAGAAGGGCUCCGGCGACUGGGGCAUCGCGGGCCUGGCCGUCACGAGCCGCAAGGCCGGCUGCACGCAGACCCUCAAUUGCUACGGCUUCGGGCCGGCUCCAUCGAUCCAGGUGCGAGGGUGUGAACUGCUACAGCCGCAGGAGACGGAGGGUGCCGAGGCGGCUAGGGGGGCCGUCGGGGGCAGGUCGAGGAGCGAGGUCCGCGAGGACGCCAAAGAGAGGGCCAAGAAUCGCGAGAGGCACAACCAUUCGCUGUACAUCAUGGACAUGCCCGGUUACGGACACAACUCGCGCGAUGAGUGGGGCAACGAGAUCGUCAAGUACAUUCAGAAGCGGAAGAUGCUCAAGGGAGCGGUGCUGCUGAUCGACGCGGCGGCGGGCUUCAAGGAAGGGGACCGCGUCACGCUGCAGCUUUUGCGCGAUGCACAAGUCAGGACACUCGUCGUCCUGACAAAGGCCAACAAGGCGGCGCUGGCCUUUGACCCGGCGGGGCUAACCAACAACGCCCUUGGAAACGAUCACCCAAUCGUCAAGGCCUGCGCCCAGGUCUGGGAGGAGCUGAGGAGGACGGAACGGGAGGUCCCCCAGGAAAAGUGGACCGAGGGCAACGGCUGGGAGAGGAACAUCUUCGUCACGGCCGCGCACAGCAGCCAAGAGGGGCGCACCAAGGACGCUGCCUCGUUCGGCCUGUCGGGUGUCAGGCUUGCCCUCUGUGACAUGGCUGGUCUAAUCCCCGAUGUACAGUCAAAGCCGAACGAUGCGUCCACGGUAGUGCCCAGCAAGACAAAGCCCACGUCUCCUUCAAAGAUCGUCUCGUUCAACGACAUCAUGUGGGCUCCGACGACGCUGCCGCCAUCUGGCCAGGCCCUGGACCAGCCGCCUCCAAAUCCUGAGCCGACCAUUGAUCCGUUCGAAGCUGCAUUUGGUGCAAUCCCCGACGCGGACACCGGAAAGGGCAGGAAUAAGAAGAAGAAGCCAAUUGCGCACGCUGCCAGCCCGAAGGGCUCAUUUGAUGCAUUCAGCUGGGCCGAUGAGCAGCGUGCUCCCAAGAAAAGUUGGUCAAGCCAGACGACACCCUCAAGACCGGGCAAGUCAACAUCAAUAAAGAGAAGAACCUCUCUAGGCGUGACUCCAUUAGACUCGCUUGAUGUGGCCUUCCUCGGUAGCGCGGCGACUUCCAAGGUUAAGCCAAAGAAGGAGCGUCAAUCUAGGCCUACAUUUUGAGCGCUGAGGGACAAAGCCGUUUCUUUGCACAAUCAUGCUGUAUAACUUUGUAACACUCAUUGUAUCAUAUACCCAACUGCACAUAGACUAGUUUCUAGAGAUUUCUUUGGUAUAAUAUUAUGGGCCAGGAUGAACGGAAUGGCGAUAUGGCUUGCUUGCAGCUCAAGGCCGGAAUGACCCUGGACAAAUGAAUGUGACGUCUAAGCCCAGCCUAAAUUGUACCUGAACGCCGACGGAUACCUCGAUCUUGUUUGCUAUUCAACAACUUCUAAUCUCACCAAUGGUUCAGGUUUCCGAGCACCGGAGACCAUUAUCCAAAUACAAAACAAGAAGCUCAGUCUCUAACGCGC
Molecule: messenger RNA, 2127 nt
Organism: Pyricularia oryzae 70-15
Lineage: Eukaryota; Fungi; Ascomycota; Sordariomycetes; Magnaporthales; Pyriculariaceae
Exons: 1
Coding region: 89-1777 (562 amino acids)
Cellular component (GO): mitochondrion
Molecular function (GO): GTP binding
Source: RefSeq, a predicted model, not a curated record